GCGGCUUUCUCCGUCCCCGUCCUACUUUCCAUUCCGUGUGGUGGAAAAAAACCCUGAGCCAUUUUAGGCCCCACGGCCCAGUUCGGCCAAUAAAUCUCGUCCCCGGCUCCGUCCUUCGAUAUAUAUCGGUGGCUGGACGUACCUCCUGCUGAUAUAUCGAGGUUUUAGGCGGUUCUGUCAGUCACGCUCCGAGCUGCGGCUCGUUACACACUCCUUGCGGCCUAGUCGUUCGUCCCUACCGGCACUUUGUAGACGGUCCCUUAUUUUUAGAGCGCGGCUCCUUUAAGCGCAUAGCUGUCCACGGAUUUGCCUGUAAGAUUUUUGUCUCUCUGUUUCGUCUCUCGCCUCUAUCCGGAACCCAAACUAUGUCUGGCAUAGCCCUGAGCAGACUUGCGCAGGAGAGGAAAGCUUGGAGAAAAGACCAUCCUUUUGGGUUUGUUGCAGUACCAACAAAAAAUCCAGAUGGCACAAUGAAUUUGAUGAACUGGGAGUGUGCUAUUCCAGGCAAGAAAGGGACCCCAUGGGAAGGAGGAUUAUUUAAACUUCGAAUGCUUUUUAAGGACGAUUAUCCCUCCUCGCCACCGAAAUGUAAAUUUGAGCCUCCUUUAUUCCACCCAAAUGUCUAUCCUUCAGGCACAGUGUGUCUGUCUAUCUUAGAAGAAGAUAAGGAUUGGAGGCCAGCAAUCACAAUUAAACAGAUCUUGUUAGGAAUACAAGAACUUCUAAAUGAACCAAAUAUACAAGAUCCAGCUCAAGCAGAGGCAUACACAAUUUACUGCCAAAACAGAGUUGAAUAUGAAAAAAGAGUCAGAGCACAAGCCAAGAAGUUUGCACCAUCAUAAGCUUCAACAAUGUGGCAUCUUACAAUAAAUAAGAAGAAAAAAAACUAAAAAAAAAAAAAGGAAGGGAUUGGUUUGGCAAGAACUUGUUUACAAAAACAAAUUUUUUUGCAAAAUUGAAUGACGCUAAAUACAAAUAAGUCACUUAGGGGAGGGGGUCGUAUGUGUGCCAUUUUUCCAUUUUUCGCCACUUGUAUAGAGUUCUAAAUUUGCUGAAUAUCCCCCGUUUUUUCCAUACAGGGUCUCUUCCUUCAGUCUUUUUGUAUUUUGAUUGUUAUGAUGUAAAACUUGCUUUUAUUUUAAUAUUGAUGUCAGUAUUUCAACUGCUGUAAAAUUAUAAACUUUUAUACUUCUAUAAAUCCACUAGUAAUCUAUAGUUUUGGUUUAUUUUUUUUAUUUUUUUCUUUGCUCUCUGAUGCAGGCAUGCUUAAAAAUUAAUGAAAAGUUUAGAACUAUAUCUAGCCUCUAGCUGGCUGUAUUAAAAAAAUAAACAAAAACAAAACAAUGUCAUGACUUCUAUCCCCUCCCCUAAAUUUUCCUUUAAGGUCUCUCAAAAACUAAGGUUGGUCAUUGCAACCUAGCGCCUCCGAAAUUUUUUUAUUUUAUUUUUUUUUUCCCCCCAUCAGCCUCUUGCUUCUGCAUCACUUCCUUUUGUGUUUAUAUGGCGUUCUGUCUGUGUUGCUGUUUAGAUUAAAAUAAACUGUUUAUAUAAAGGUUUUUGUUUCUUUAUCUUUUUCAUGAAAAGGACCAUAAUAAUAGGUGGAAGUCUUUUUGGCUUGUAAACUGACAUUGACACUUUAUUUUCUGUGCAUUCUGUAAAAAGAGAAGAGAACUGUACAUUUUUUCCUGACGUCUAGGAUACACAGAUGAUAUAGCCUGGCAUCUCGAUGUAAUUGGCUGACCGUAUACUGUAUGUGUUUGUAAUCCCGAAACAAUUGCAGAUUUAAAUAAACAGCAGUAAAACCAAAAUUAAACCUGGUAAGUAUAAUGAUCUUUGGCGAUCUGCCAAUCACAUGAACACUGUAUCACCAUACCUGAUGCAAAUAAAACAAGUCAAUUGGAACUGACUGAUUUUUUGGUAAA
This is a messenger RNA of Hyla sarda, 1922 nucleotides long. It is a transcript of the gene UBE2I, whose product is annotated as ubiquitin conjugating enzyme E2 I. The record is from RefSeq and is a predicted model, not a curated record. Lineage: Eukaryota; Metazoa; Chordata; Amphibia; Anura; Hylidae. Gene Ontology annotation, biological process: protein sumoylation. Bases 366 to 842 code for a protein of 158 amino acids. The transcript has 7 exons. Gene Ontology annotation, molecular function: SUMO conjugating enzyme activity. Gene Ontology annotation, cellular component: nucleus.